AGAGAAGAAGAAAAAGAGGAGGAAGGAGAAGAAGGAAGAAAGGUUAACAUUAGAGACAGUUUUAAAGUGACUGUGGUUGUAUGUAGAACCUGUGGAGAGCCAAGAUGCCCCUGGAGGUCCGAUGGCCGUUCCCACCAUGCCCUGCGCUGGCGUGGCGGGUCUCCAGCUCCUUCAUCAUGGGCAUGGUCGGAACGUAUUCCUUCAUCUGGACCAAGUACAUGAACUACCUGACCGUCCACAACCAGGAGGUUCUGCUGGACCUGAUUGACCACCGGCCGUCGGACACGCCCCUCAUCACUUUGUCCAAUCACCAAUCCUGCAUGGACGACCCGCACAUCUGGGGUGUGCUGAAGCUGCGGCAGCUGUGGAGCUACAGGAAGAUGCGAUGGACGCCGACAGCGUCUGACAUCUGCUUCACCAGCGAGCUGCACUCCCGGUUCUUCAGCCGAGGAAAGUGCGUCCCUGUCUGCAGAGGUGAGUCCGAGCAAAGCACCAGUUCCGCUUUCUGCACACGUAAAAGACGCAGUGACAGUUUGUCUCCUGCAGGGGACGGUGUUUACCAGAGGGGCAUGGACUUUGCCCUGGAGAAACUCAACAAAGGAGAAUGGGUCCACAUUUUCCCCGAAGGGAAAAUCAACAUGACGGAAGAAUUUAUCCGCCUGAAAUGGGGUGUAGGUCGGCUGAUAGCAGAGUGCUCCUUGAAUCCCAUCAUCCUGCCGCUGUGGCAUGUAGGUUUGACCGACGUCCUGCCGAACGAGUCGCCCUACAUUCCUCGGAUCGGGAAAAGGAUCACGGUCCUGGUGGGAAAACCUUUCAGCGUCAAAGAGCUGGUUGAUUCCCUCCGGGCUGAAAACAAGAACCAGAUGGAAAUGAGGAAGACGUUGACCGAUUUCAUCCAGAAGGAGUUCAGGAACCUGAAAGCUCAGGCUGAAGGUCUUCACAGACAGAUAGAAACCAGAUCCUGAGGCUCGAUUUCCCUCCAAACGGCGAGCAGGACAGAUUGACGGAGCAGCGGAUGUAGAGUUAGCCUGGUCAGAUGCUAAAACACGGUUUGGACUCUGGUUUGGGUCACUAACCUUCCUUCUGCUCCGGAUGACAUGCUGGAUUUUCAGUUAAAUUAUGAAGAAAUCGUCGGCGAUCGUUUCUGUACCUUUGAGGAAGCAGAAUCUCCAGCUGUGAAAUAAAAAAGCAUGUUUUAAAGUGAAUUAGCAAACAGCUGCAGGUUGAUAGCUGAUCGUUUUGAAUGUAUGUCGACCCAGAAAUAGUUUCUGCUGUGGAUUUUGAAUCAUUUCUGCUCCUGAUUUUCAGUUCAAAUCCAACCUGUGCCUCUGUUCACCUCACUUGAUUUUACAUUUCUGUUAUUCCUCAUUUUAUUCUCAUAUUUAAUUUAAAAUCAUUUCUGCUUUGAUUUAGCUACGUCAGACUAGCAGUUACAAAGGCGUUAAUUUAAAACACAUUUCCGAUCUUUCUUCAUCGUUUGCUUCGUGUUUUGAUGUUGAUUGUGAUGAUGCAAUUUGACGUAAAGCUGCUCUUUAAGUGACCAGGAAGUGUUGUGCAGCCAAGCGCCACUGGGUUUACAAACUGAUGUCCGUCCUGAUUCGUUAGCGUGCCAAAGCAUCAGCAGCUAAAUGCCUAGUCCUGUUUAUAUCUUUCCAUUUCCAACAAGUUUUCUUUUUCUAACUGUUAGCAUCUAAAUCUAGCAGUUUUUACACGUCUCAACUCACGUUACAUGAUCUGUUUUUAAGAUUUUAUCACAGCAGCUUCCAUUUAGAUUUUGACCCCAUUGAAAUGUUUUUUCCUCCAACUACUUGCAUGUUGAUUUAAUCCUCACAUGUACAAUUUAUACAUGAAAAUAUUGAGAUUUUUCACUUCUUUCAUUCUGUUUUAUGCCAAAUAAUACGUCACACUGCAAACCCGUAAUUUUACUCCUCUUUUAUGUUCAACCCUUAAUUUUUCCAUCAAAGCUACAAACUGACGUCUUUAGCCUUUUAUCAGGUGACUUUACACGCUGGUUUACCUCAACGUUGUGCCACAGGUCGGUCGGGAAUUGUCUGGUUGAUUCCUGGUCUCUGUCUGAGGUCAGAGGUCAGAGGUGCUUGAAUCUGGUUUCUGAUUCCUGCUCAGUUUUUUGUUUGUCUCUUUGCUGCACCACCGAUCACGAUCACAGUUGUGGCUGCAUUGCUUUUACAGCCUGACAGUUCAACAUAAACACUUAAGUUGUAAUUUUCUUGAUGGGAUUUUUUUAUGGCCAUUAUGUGAAGGUUUUGGAAAAGUAUUGGUUUGGAAAAUGCUGGAUUUUCUGAAGAUCUACUAACUUUUGGAAAUUAGCCCCAGGUUUGAUGCAUUUUGUACAAAUAGAGUAUUUUAUCCCCAGAUUACUGACUUUUCUAAGGGAAACAGAACAUUAAUUUCCUAUUAUUUUAAGCGAAUCACCUUUCUGUCAUUGUUACUCUUUCCUCUUGUAUGAUUCAAUAAAGCAUCUGACUUUUAAA
Messenger RNA from Poeciliopsis prolifica (blackstripe livebearer), 2492 nucleotides. Its product is annotated as tafazzin-like. The transcript has 10 exons. The record is from RefSeq and is a predicted model, not a curated record. Lineage: Eukaryota; Metazoa; Chordata; Actinopteri; Cyprinodontiformes; Poeciliidae. The coding region runs from base 105 to 965 and encodes 286 amino acids. Gene Ontology annotation, molecular function: 1-acylglycerophosphocholine O-acyltransferase activity. Gene Ontology annotation, cellular component: mitochondrial membrane. Gene Ontology annotation, biological process: inner mitochondrial membrane organization; cardiolipin acyl-chain remodeling.